Dioscorea cayenensis subsp. rotundata (Guinea yam) is the source of this 1940-nucleotide messenger RNA. Its product is annotated as violaxanthin de-epoxidase, chloroplastic. Lineage: Eukaryota; Viridiplantae; Streptophyta; Magnoliopsida; Dioscoreales; Dioscoreaceae. The record is from RefSeq and is a predicted model, not a curated record. Gene Ontology annotation, biological process: xanthophyll cycle. The transcript has 2 exons. The coding region runs from base 47 to 1654 and encodes 535 amino acids. Gene Ontology annotation, molecular function: violaxanthin de-epoxidase activity.
CAGUGUUAAACCGGAGCCUCCCGCGAAGCUCCACGAGUCUCUGGAAAUGGCGGUAGCUAUGACCAUGGGGGCGUUCAUCCCGCGAUUCGCAAGCCCUAGAAGUCCCACUUCCAGUCUCACCACCACUGUCGCCGCCCCUUCUGCUCAAUUUCUCGGAGGCAACGGAACCUCUCGUCGGAGAAUCGUUGCCGGCUGCCGUGGACCGUCGCUUUUGCGAGCUCUCUCAGGAGCCCAAGGGAUCCCGCAUGCGUUGGUGAGGAUUGUGGCUAUUGUCGGAGAGGGAUGCAUCAGCCCGCUGAAGGACGCAUCCUGGGAAGAGGUCAUGCUCCACACUGCAAAUAGGCUGAAGUGGGUAGAUGAAGAAUUUCAAAUGCUUGUAUUUACUGAUCAAUCUAUCUUGUCCAAAGACACCAAUUUGCAGAAUAUACAAAAGGAACUAGUUUCUGCCAAUUUCUUGGUCAAUGUGGCCCUAAGAAAUCAGGAAGCGAUUGAUUGGAUCAAGGUAAAUAGUGAACAUAUCCCAAAUGUCAUCUGUUUUGAAUCUUCUUCAGCUCUAGAAUACAAACUUGGAGGGUUUAUAAUUCCUAGAAAGAGUGAGGAGAACGUGUUUGGCAAGUUGGUUGACAUUGCUAAUUCAAAGAGCAAGAAAGAAUCAUUACAAGUUGUUAAAACUGUGGCUGACGCAUGGGGGAGGCAUAAUUCUGAUGACAUCAGGUUCUGUUUGCUUGUUAUAAUAAAUGCAUAUAUAAAACCUGUUCCAAUGCUCAAGAAUUUAAGGGCCAAGGGAUUCUCCACCCUUAAUUGUAUGUUGAAGAAUUGUGCAUCAGAGGUAAUGGAUUGUUUGUUGGAUCCAAACUGCAGAAAGGCGCUUCAAUGCUUAAAUGCCUGCUCUCCAACUGAUCAAGUCUGUAACUAUCGCUGCAUUGCCUCUUAUGAGAGUGAAUACUUGGAGGCCUUCUCUCUUUGUGUGUUGGAAAAAAACAACUGCCUUGAGUUAGAUGCUGAGAUCCCAAGCAAACCGUUUGUAGCUCCUCUGUCUGCAUUCAGAGGAGAGGCUUUGAGUCAUGAAGUUGCAGAAGAUCUUUUUGUCGGUUGGUUGGGAGAGCUGGACUGGAGCUGGCGAGUUGUAGCAGGCCAAAAUCCUGCAUAUGAUCAGUUUCCUUGUCAAUUUCAAUUAUUCUACAGGGGAAAGUCUAGAAACGCCUUCUGGUAUGAGCCCGUCUUUCAAGUCAGGACUCUUGAAGGGAAACUGGUUUGGAGGCGGAGAAGGUACCGGGUAGUGAGAGCAACGGUUCCAGGCACAUUUUUCUUCAGUGUGCUUGAUAAUGGUGUAGUUUCGAAAGAGUUUUGGACAAUUGUUGAUGUAUGCAAUGAUUUCAGCUGGGGUUUGUUUCACUAUAGUGGGGCGGCUCGAGCAGCAGGGCAGGCUUACACUGGUGCUGUUCUUGUUAGUCCUGAUGGAAUGUAUCCACCUGAUAUGGGAGGUCAGAGAUUGAUUUCUGCCUUGGAAAAGUGUAGUAUAAAGGAAUGGGAGCUAUUUGAUGUUGACAAUUCUUCUUGUUCUAGCCCUCCCUUGGGAAUUCCGCAGGGCUCAAGGCUACAUGCAAAGAUUGAUGUAAAGCAUCAGAAAUCUACUUACGAUCAGAGAAUGUAAAUGCAUAUGAUGCACACCUAUACAAAAUGAUACGUGGUUCAGUGAUUGUAGGCUUGAAUUUUAGCAGGCUUGUCACUUGUGCACUUCAUUCAGAGCAACUGCUUCUUUAGCUAUUGACGGCAUUGUCGGAUAGAACAUGACCUGUAUGGUAGUUUCAGUUGAUGGCAUCAUGGUGCUGAAAACAUGCAGGUAAUCCAUGCCUUUCUGGUCAUUCUAAAUCAGUUUUCAUUCCUCAUUAUUGUUACCACUAUUAUUUUGCAAACUGGUUAUAUAAAUUCAUAGCUCA